Drosophila rhopaloa is the source of this 694-nucleotide messenger RNA. RefSeq names its product DNA replication inhibitor plutonium. Bases 98 to 622 code for a protein of 174 amino acids. Gene Ontology annotation, molecular function: protein binding. The transcript is spliced from 3 exons. The record is from RefSeq and is a predicted model, not a curated record. Lineage: Eukaryota; Metazoa; Arthropoda; Insecta; Diptera; Drosophilidae.
UGAUGGAAUACCCUUGUUAACAAAGUUCGGUUUGCUUAUACCGAUAGUAUUGCAUCCCUGGUUCCCGCAAAGCGCCGUUAUAUGAAGUCAAUGCAGAAUGGGAGAAAUAAAUGCCCUCAGCUGUGUAGGACAGGAUGACGUAGUUUCCCUGCGAAUCGUCUGCACAAUGGCUCGCGAUGGCAAACCGAACAGCCUGGAGGAACUGGACAGCUAUGGGAACACCGCUUUGUUGAAGGCCUGCUAUUUGGGGCGAUUUGAGUGCGCCCACACACUUCUGGAGUUUGGUGGAAAUAUUUACGCCAUGAACUACUUUGGACAAAACGCUCUUACACUAGCGAGUUAUUCUGGUCACUUGCACCUGGUUAAGGAGCUACUACGCCGGAGAUCCUAUGAGGAUUUCAAUCUGUCCUCUAUGAUUCCGGCUCUCUGCGUGGCUAUAAUGCAAAAACAUACUGCCCUGGAGGCAUAUUUAAUUCAGUUGGAUCCGAAUGGUGCCCAAGAAACUCAAACUGUGCAUGGUCUCGGAGUGGAAGAACUGCGUGGAAUGAUGAAACAGGCAGAUCGCUUAAACAAGAAAAAUGUGUCCUCACCUCCUACUUUUAUAAGUCAUCGUCUUCGCUGAUAAAUUGUGUAUUAAAUUCUUAAACAUUUUGUAAUUUAGCUAUUUAAAAUAUAUAUGUUUGUCAAUAGUGUG